UUAAUCAUAAUAACGAAAAUUCUAUUGGAGUCGUGUCCGGAGAAAACACGUAAAGGACAUCACCGCUGUGUACGAGGAAGCGUAUACUGAGCUGAACUACGUAUUCGUUGGUUGAACGACACAUAUAAAAAGAAAAAGGACGGCGCAUACCCGGACUCGUACUCGGUUUACUUUCUCAUCGUCUUAAUGUAGUCUCCUCCCAGGCAAUCAACAUUCUUAUUCAUGGUGAUGCAACUGCAACGCCGUCGCGGUUCCAUCCAUAGGCAGAACCAAGUGAUGUCCUGCGGUGCCAGCGCGAGCGCCACCACGCGCCUCCCGCGAGACGUGAUCGCCAGCAUCCUGAUCCGCCUCCCGGCGAGCGACCUCCGCCGCUCCCGCCGCGUCUGCAAGGAGUGGCGCGAUGCCAUCUCCGAUCCAUCGUUCAUCAAAGCGCACAUGGCGCACGGACCACGGGCCCCAACCCACACCGUCGUGUUCGCGGCCUCCUCCGAGCAGCGUGCCGGCCGCGCUUUCCUCUUGGACGAGCAGUGGCGACUCACGGCGAGGUUUAACGCCGGCGAAUCACAGGUCCUGAUAGGGACGUGCAACGGCCUGCUCUGCUUCCACGACGAAAUCCAGGGCGCCGUCAAGGUCGUAGAACCCUUCACCGGCGAGUCGAUCGCCGUUCCGGUGCCGAAAGAACCGGUGUGGAGCCGCUGCGCACUGCAGUACUGCUUCGGCUACGACGCCACCACUACGCAAUACAAGAUUGUCCACAAAGGCUACCAGCGUCAGCUGAAGGUGUUCACCGUCGGAGCAGACGAGGAGUGGAGGACCGUGAAGAUCGCCCAUGCCUCCUGGUACGAGUACGGCCCGGCGUGCAACGGCGGAGCCGUAUACUGGAGUUACGAGGACAAUGAUCACGGCGGGAUCCUUAAGCACGCGCGCUUCGACCUGGCGACGGAGGAGAUCACGUCGGUCGAGAGCCGGCGGGUGGACAGUCAGCCGAUCAUUUGCCAUCAUUCGUGGUGGCAGCGCGGUGAGCCGUGCAUCAUCCAGAUAAGGUGGUUGGUCGGUGACGGCGGUGAGUCCACGGGCGGCUAUUGGCCGCAUAACAUGAACCCAUGGCGUACGAGGUCGAUUUCGUCCACCUGACGGCCGGCCGGCGCCUCCCAGGGCCGCAGGCCCUGCAGCGGUGGCACCUGUUGAUGCAGGAGAAUAACGGGGCUCUGUACGCUCACCGGAUCAUGAGCAAAGGGGUUCACGGGCUUGAUCUUGGUUUGCUGAACGGGAUUGGCGUUCAGCGCAGCCGACGGUGGAGAACACAGCAGGAUAUAAGCACGUUCGCCUACGUCCCCACAGUAGCCCCAGCCCCCUUGGCGCUAUACGUAGGCGCACCUCUGGCCGGUGCACUUGGUGCUUUCCAUGU
Triticum dicoccoides is the source of this 1408-nucleotide messenger RNA. RefSeq names its product putative F-box protein At1g47790. The coding region runs from base 223 to 1134 and encodes 303 amino acids. NCBI's taxonomy places the organism in Eukaryota, Viridiplantae, Streptophyta, Magnoliopsida, Poales, Poaceae. Gene Ontology annotation, molecular function: protein binding. The record is from RefSeq and is a predicted model, not a curated record. The transcript has a single exon.